AUGAGGCUCCUGUCUACUUGCGUUGCUGCUGACAGAAUAGCGCCUGUAUAGCCUAGUGCUUAUCUGACCAAAUUUCACCCUGCUACCCUUGAACGCGGAACACAAAUGGGACACAAAUGACUCCUCAUUUUGAAAGCGUCAUUGGAGUCUGAUUACUACCUCGGAAGCAAAAAAACGCGGAUGGACUCGUUUUAGGAACGCCCCUGGGUAUACAGCAGCCUUUUUAUAAGAGCGGACAUGCAAACUCGACUUCAUUGAAACAGAAACAAAGGGGAACCUUGCGCACAUACACCAGCUGGGUUGACACAAAGAGCGCUGUGUGACGGGUACCGAGCGUCACAGAUCAGGCUGAACAGAGCGGAAAGCAUCGCUGUCACAGCUUCAGCAACGUAACUUAGUUCUGUUCGCAGUGCAAGUUUCUUUCGCUAAAAUCCUAUUUGCAAGGGGCUUAGUGCAUCGCCUGACAGCAGAAGGUGAGAGGACGGGAAAGCGGCAUUGUCGAAGCUGGGAUUACUGUUGUUGGUAAUUAGCUAUAACCGUUCCCCUGCAACCCGUGGGAGUGUAGCCUACUGCACCUUUUUUUUUUACUGAAUAGUUCACCCCACUCGCGGAAAAAUGAUGCAGAUUUGCGACUCCUACAACCAGAAACACUCCCUUUUCAAUGCCAUGAAUCGCUUUAUUGCUGCAGUUAACAACAUGGAUCAGACCGUCAUGGUACCCAGUCUUUUAAGAGAUGUGCCAUUGCAGGACGAAGAGGAGAAGGUAAAUUCAGUCCGGACAGCUGGAAACGGACCGGGUGCCUACUUGUAUGACAAGGACGUGUAUAGUUACUACGUUUUGUUGAAGUCCAUCAGAGACGAUAUCGAGUGGGGUGUGUUUCAGCGGGAGGAUAGGAGGAAGGAGAAGGUCGACGUCACAGCAGUGGAUCUCUCCAGAAUGGAAAAGGAAGGUGAUGGCGAGGACCUGGAGAAACUUUUCCAAUACCAUCUGAGCGGACUGCACACGGUUCUGUCCAAACUGACGCGGAAGGCGAACACCCUCACCAACAGAUACAAGCAGGAAAUCGGCAUCAGUAGUUGGGGUCAUUGAUGCAGAUGUAGCCUAAGCUAAAAUCCGAUGAUCGGAUUCAUUUUUUGUGGAAUGGAAUCGAACUUCGCGCGACUGAUGAAGUUCCAACGAACUGAAUGGACGAGAUCAGGGGGGCGUAAGGGAACCAACGCUUAACUGCUGGUGCUUCAAGCAUGGUUUUAAUAACGGGAAACACAAUAUGUUAUUGGGUUGGUUGAUUUGUAGCUUCUGCUUGCUGUUCCUUGGUACCACGUUACGUUUCCUGCUUUUUGCAGCACUUCUGCUAUUAUAUGUACAACAUGUACCAGACCAGGGAUACUUGGUGGCUUGGCAUUCAAAAUGUGUAGACUAAUUUAUUUAAGCAGUGAGUGCACCGCACAGUGUGUAUGUCAGUAUAUGUACUGUUACUACUGUAUGUGACUUGAAGCUUGACGUUUGAGAUGUUAAUGGUAUGCACUUUUGAUCUAAAUCUCCCGUAGCGGGUGCGCUGAAGAUUUGAGCUUAUAGUUUGCUAGUCUAAUGACGCUGGGUGGUCACAAUUCUGUAAACAACUGUAACUGACUGUUAUUGCAGUGAGGAGGCUUCCAUUGUUCUUAUGCCAAUGACUCCAAAGCCUUAAAAUAUAUUAAUAAUAAUAAUAAUAAUCUGUGAAUUGGAAUCAGAUGACAAUUCUAUGCUGUGUAGAGUAUUGAUGGUUCCAUGAGAUUGAGUAAAUACAUUUACAAAGAUGCUGUUAUUAAUAUUAGCACAAGUUUAAUUUUUUGUAUCCAGAAUUAGUAUACAGAAAAUAAACACCUUUUUAAAAAAAAGAUAAA
Molecule: messenger RNA, 1883 nt
Organism: Conger conger (European conger)
Lineage: Eukaryota; Metazoa; Chordata; Actinopteri; Anguilliformes; Congridae
Product: mid1-interacting protein 1-B-like
Exons: 2
Coding region: 616-1089 (157 amino acids)
Biological process (GO): regulation of lipid biosynthetic process
Cellular component (GO): cytosol
Source: RefSeq, a predicted model, not a curated record